Molecule: messenger RNA, 1910 nt
Organism: Darwinula stevensoni
Lineage: Eukaryota; Metazoa; Arthropoda; Ostracoda; Podocopida; Darwinulidae
Source: the annotation of a GenBank genome assembly
UUCCUCUCUAAUCUUAGAUUAAUUUUCUCUGCAGGCUGCUUCUAUCCCGGACGAGGAAGGAGUGGAAUAGUGACAUUUGAGCCUCCUCCAUCUUCCGAUGAUCUGGAUGCCCUUCACGCUGUCGGCUCCAUUGCCAACUAUUCCUGUAUGGACGGAUUCCUUCUAUUCGGUCACAGAACCAGGGAAUGCAUGUCCACUGGACAGUGGUCACAUCCAGAACCAUUCUGUGCAAUGAAGAUUCCUAGCAGCCUACGAAUAUUGGCCAAUUCGCAGAGCAUCACGAACCCGCAUGGCUUGGCGGACGGAUAUUUUGAAACGUGUUCUCACGUCGAGGAGCCGGGCCGAGAAGCCAGAUGGGACCUUGAUCUUCGCGUCACCUACGACGUCCGCCUUCUUCGAUUUUUCUUCUCUCAACACUUGGAAGAUAAUGAGUAUCUCGGGUUGAAAGCGUAUGAAGUGGUGUUGCCAACGGCUGCACUGGGCCAACACGUUGUCAUUUCUCUCUAUGGCAUCACCAACCACAAGAUCGAAGUCUGCGAAGUGGAAAUCUACUCCGAGACAGGAACCACAGAGAAAAUGUGCGAAGGAGAUCGAAUGGAACAGUUCGACAAGGUCAAGAUAUGGGGAAGGAGAUGUCUGGGUUUCGACCCUAGGAAAUCCCCAGAUUUCUUAACGGCAUCCAGAAUCUGUCAAAGUUACGGCGGCUUCCUCCCUCAAAACAUCGAUCGAAGUUUAUUUGAUUUACUCCGAAUUCUUACUCACUCGGAGUUUUCCGGAAACAAGGACGUGAAUGCAAUCUGGAUUGGAGCUCAGAAGGAAGCCGGUUCUUGGAAGUGGACCGAUGGGACGGCGGUGAUGGAGACGGUUUUCCAAACGGUGGAGACGAUUUCCCAGACGGAUUCGGAUCUGAAGGAGGGGUCCUGUCCCAUGAUGGCCAAGGACAACUGGCUGUGGACCGAAGGAAACUGCACUUCUCAGCAACCUCCACCUGCCGUCCUCUGUCAAUUUGACCCGCAGAAAUGCACGUUACCCCGACAACACACUGGGGCGAUUCUCAAGCUCUCGGAUGAAUCUCUCGGAGUGGGCACCAUCGCUUCUUACUCCUGCCAAGACGGAGUGACACUCUUCGGGAAGUACGAGCUGAAAUGCCAAAAAGAUGGGCAAUGGAACGACCAGGAGCCAUACUGCAACGUUCCCGAGUACGCGAGGGAAGCCUUCAGCCCAGAAGAAGAGGAAGAGAAAUCGUCUGCUGCCAACGUGGCAAUCUAUGCUGCGAUUGGUGCCGUGAUGGGAGUCCUUCUCGUGGCGCUGAUAGCCGGCUCUGUCCUCCUGCGUCGACAGAGACGAUCUCAAGAUUAUGCUCCGAGCAAAAGUAAGACCGACCCCGAAGGACCGAUUUUCGUCGGAGACUCAAUCGUUCUCACCAGCAGAACGGUGAAGAAUACUCAUCGACCCGAGAUCCAAAUCCAGAGCGGAUUGAGCCGGCCUGACGUGGUUCAGACGAGAAGGGAUGCGAAUGACCCCGAGUACGCUCAGCCUCUUCUGCCUGAACAAGAGCGUCUUUACGAUUCCGUCACACCAGAGGAUGAUCAGGGAGAGAAGGAUGGAGAUCUUUCUUCGACGCAACAGCAUUCUGCCAGCACCCUCCCAUCUACGUCCAAACUCUGAAUGACAAGCUCAGAUUCCUCAUGGUGAUGCGCGAGUGAAUGGAAAGGAACUGCUAGGCCUCGAAUCUGUGGUACUUGGGCAGGACCAGUUCCACAAUGCGUCGGAACACGAUCGUCAAUCUCUGUAUCUGUGGGUGAUUACCUCGAAAGCGCUAUUUGGGGACCUGGCACAUUACUUAGCACUCAUUUCGAUGGCUCGUCUUCAAGGAAGAAUCCUCUCCCAGAAUGGGAGUCUCCUCUGUC